AUGGAUUUUUACGUGUAUAUAGUACUAUUCCUCGUGGUGAUUGUAUUCAUCACCUUGCUUCCAAUGAUCUCUGGUGUGGCUACCUAUAAGAUUGAAAAGCCCAAGCCUGCAUCCCGGAAAGGACAUGACUCCACAGGACUAUCAAAGCGUGAAAAGUUGAAGGAGAAAGUUAACUUCACCAAAGAUCAAAAUCCAUUCAAGUUUCGUCUGAAUACUACCGCAUCGGCCUUCUCGGCUGGAAAGGAGUUUGAAGUGGACAGUAAAACGGGGCUGAAAAGACGUAUAAUUGGCACUUUCAGUAAUGAUCCGAACGAAUUCGACUACGAUGUCGAAGAAUUGAUAGAAGAAGAUGUCGCAGAAACUCGCAAAGAAGAAGAAGCUAGAUACCAGAAAUUCGCUGGAAGAGAGCAAGAGGAAAAUGAGGCUUUGGUAUGA
Lachancea fermentati is the source of this 435-nucleotide messenger RNA. The record is from the annotation of a GenBank genome assembly. NCBI's taxonomy places the organism in Eukaryota, Fungi, Ascomycota, Saccharomycetes, Saccharomycetales, Saccharomycetaceae.